Messenger RNA from Candida tropicalis MYA-3404, 393 nucleotides. Its product is annotated as tubulin-binding prefolding complex subunit. The transcript has a single exon. Gene Ontology annotation, cellular component: prefoldin complex; cytoplasm. NCBI's taxonomy places the organism in Eukaryota, Fungi, Ascomycota, Pichiomycetes, Serinales, Debaryomycetaceae. The record is from RefSeq and is a predicted model, not a curated record. Gene Ontology annotation, biological process: protein folding. The coding region runs from base 1 to 393 and encodes 130 amino acids.
AUGGAAUUAUUGCCAGAAGGACAAACUAAUACAAGUGUAGAAGUUACAUAUUCAGAUCAACAAAAAAUCAAUAAAUUUUCCACAUUAAUAUCACAAAAAGAUUCAUUAAUAAUUAAACGUGAUAAUUUUAAAAUUGAAAAAGAAUAUCUUGAUGAUUUAUCAAUUGAAUUAGAAUUAUUAGAUGAAGAAGAUAAAAUCAUGUAUAAAAUUGGUGAUGUUUUCAUUGAAUUAAUUGUAUCUGAUGCUUUAAUUAAAGUAAAUGAUGAAUUAAAUAAAUUAAAUGAUGAAAUUGAUGAAAUUGAUUUAAAAAUUGAAAAAAUUGAUGAUGUUUUAUCUGAUUUGAAAAUUCAAUUAUAUGAUAAAUUCGGUAAAAAUAUAAAUUUAGAACGAUAA